AUGGAUCUGGGCUCGUUCCUUUCGGACGAGACCUUUGGAUCCUGGGCAGAUGACGAAGUUGACGUAGGAACGCUUUCGAUUCCCGCCAGAGGAGCAGCCUCUGCGUCGUCCUCGACAUAUACCCCAUUUUCUUCUUCCCACGCGUCCAGUCGCCCAUUUGAUGAUUCCAGACCUGAACGCAAAGAGUACCCCAUUCCAGACCAACCCCCAUACAGAGCCAGACUGAACAACUUGCCUUGGGAAGGUACUGAACAGGACGUUGCUGAGUGGUUCAUCGAUGCUUUGCAGCUAGAGCAUCCCGAAGAGCAGUUUGAAAGACUGAAUUUUCCAACCGAUCCACAGAACCCAGGCAAACUGAGAAACUUUGGGUUCAUUACAUUCAACUCCAGAGACCUUCUGGAGAGGGCCUUGGGCCUUUCCGGUGAAUCUUUCAUGGGCAGAAGAGUGUAUGUUUCCGUUGCUGCUCCAGAGGACGAGAGAUUUGGUCGUGGUCCAAGAGACGAGGAGCAGAACUUUGACUGGGGUGCAGCCAAGGGAUCUGCCCGUGGCGAGGAUCUCCCACCUAGAAGAGGCGGUAUGAUGAGAGAACAGAGAGAGCCAAGAGAGCCAAGAGAAGACCUACCUGAACCUGAUUGGAACAUCAGAGGGCAAGCUCCUCCUGCCCGUGAACGCCAGUUCACUCCAAGGGAACCAAGAGAGCCAAGAGAGCCCAGAGAGGAUCUACCAGAGCCAGACUGGAAUAUCAGAGGUCAAGCUCCUCCUGCUCGCGAGCGUCAAUUCACUCCAAGAGAACCUAGAGAACCUAGAGAACCAAGAGAGGACUUGCCUGAACCUGAUUGGAACAUCAGAGGACAGGCUCCUCCAGCUCGUGAACGUCAAUUUACCCCCAGAGCACCCAGAGAACCAAGGGAACCAAGAGACGAACUACCUGAACCAGAGUGGAACGUGAGGGGACAGGCUCCUCCAGCCUCUAGAAACAGAGCACCUAGAGAGCCAAGAGAACCCAGGGAACCAAGAGAGCCAAGGGCAGACGUCCCAGAGCCAGAAUGGAAUGUCAGAGGCCAGAAGCCUCCAGCUGCCACCAGACAAAGAUCGGAGAGAUUCGACAGAUCUGAGAGACCAGAAAGGGCCGAGAGGCCAAAGCGCGACGAGCCUCAGUUGGACUGGGGUGUUAGAGGUCAAGCUCCACCACGUGAGAAAAGAAGAGAGUUCAAGAGAAAAGACUCCAAGACUGAGACCAGGCCCGAGGCUAAGUGGACCAGAGGCUCUGCCGAGGCACCUGCUGAGGCACCUGCUGUGAAGCCAGUUGCCAAAUCGGAAGACGGCCCAAGGAAAUCUGCCUUUGCAGUCUUGGCUGUUGACGAAGAUGAAGAGAGCCCGGAGAAGUCCGAGAAGUCGGAGAAGGACUCUGUUGCUGAGAUUACCGAGUCUGUGUCUGGACUCCAGGUGUCUGAAACUAGUGGUUGGGACGUUGUCGGUAAGAAGAAAUGA
Messenger RNA from Kuraishia capsulata CBS 1993, 1491 nucleotides. RefSeq lists its product as uncharacterized. The coding region runs from base 1 to 1491 and encodes 496 amino acids. Lineage: Eukaryota; Fungi; Ascomycota; Pichiomycetes; Pichiales; Pichiaceae. Gene Ontology annotation, molecular function: RNA binding. The record is from RefSeq and is a predicted model, not a curated record. The transcript has a single exon.